This is a messenger RNA of Phyllostomus discolor (pale spear-nosed bat), 3951 nucleotides long. It is a transcript of the gene GCFC2, whose product is annotated as GC-rich sequence DNA-binding factor 2. Bases 61 to 2442 code for a protein of 793 amino acids. NCBI's taxonomy places the organism in Eukaryota, Metazoa, Chordata, Mammalia, Chiroptera, Phyllostomidae. Gene Ontology annotation, molecular function: DNA binding. Gene Ontology annotation, biological process: mRNA splicing, via spliceosome. Gene Ontology annotation, cellular component: nucleus. The record is from RefSeq and is a predicted model, not a curated record. The transcript has 17 exons.
UCACUGAGCCGGGUUGGCUGCUCCGGAAGAGAUCGUGAGCACAGCGCCCAGGUCUACACCAUGGCUCACAAGCCGAAAAGGACUUUCCGGCAGCGCCGAGCCGACUCUAGUGACAGCGAUGGCGCCGAGGAGCCAUCUGCUGGACCUAGGGUGCUGGAGGAGCAGGCAGCCCCCGGCCCUGAGGACGAAGGACCUACUUCUGCAGGGGGUCGCGCAGAGGCAGCGGGACGGCCCCUUCGGGGCCGGGGCUCUCGGGGCCGGGGCCGGGGCCGGGUCUGGGCGAGUUCCCGGCGGGCUGCCCAAGCGGCUCCCCACGCGGACGGCGGCUUGAGCGCUCCAGGUGACUUGGAACAGCAAGAAUCCAGAACAGUUGAUCUUUCAACAACAGAUGAAGAGGAUGGACCACAGCCUACCUCAGGAAGUAAGGAUGACCAGAGUUCGUCUUCCAACAGCUCUAGCACUCUGGAAGAAGAAUUUUCAUCAAUAGUGAAUAUCCCUGAUGCAACUUUCAUUCAGGCAGCCCGCAGAAAACGUGAAUUGGCCAGGGCCCGAAAGGACUAUAUUUCUUUGGAUGUCAAACACCCUUCCACCAUCUCUGAUAUGAAGGGAAACAGUGAGGAAGAUCCCGAGAGUGAGCCUGACGACCAUGAAAAGAGAAUACCGUUUACUCCAAAGCCCCAAACACUCAAACAAAGAAUGGCUGAAGAAACAACAACCAGAAGUGAAGGAACAAGUGAAGAAAGUCAGGAAGAUGAAAAUCAGGAUAUUUGGGAACAGCAGCAAAUGAGGAAGGCAGUUAAAAUGACAGAGGGAAGAGACAUAGAUCUUUCUUCCUACAGUAGUGAUUUUCAAACAGUGAAGAAGUUUGAUACUUCCAUUUCAUUCCCACCAGUAAAUUUAGAAGUUAUAAAGAAGCAAUUAAAUACUAGAUUAACGUUGCUACAAGAUACGCACCGCUCACACCUGAGGGAGUAUGAGAAAUACAUAGAAGAUGUCAAGAGCUCAAAGAGUGCCAUCCAGAACCUAGAGAAUUCAUCAGAGCAAGCUCUAAAUAUUAAAUUCUAUAAAGGCAUGAAAAUUUAUGUGGAAAAUUUAAUUGACUGCCUUAAUGAAAAGAUUAUCAACAUCCAAGAAAUAGAAUCAUCCAUGCAUGCACUCCUUUUAAAACAAGCCAUGACCUUUAUGAAACGCAGGCAAGAUGAAUUAAAACAUGAAUCAACGUAUUUACAGCAGUUAUCACGCAAAGCUGAGACAUCAACAAAUGGAAGCUUAGCUAUAGAUGAAAAAACUCAACGGAUUUUAGAGGAAAUCGAAUCUCGAAGGACACAAAGAAGACAAGCAAGGGCGCUUUCUGGGAACUGUGAUCAUCAGGAAGGGAUAUCCAGUGAUGAUGAACUGUCUUCAGCUGACAUGACUGACUUCCAAAAAAGCCAAGGUGACAUUUUACAGGAUCAUAAGAAGAUUUUUGAAGAUGUACAUGAUGAUUUUUGUAAUAUCCAGAAUAUUUUGUUAAAAUUUCAACAAUGGCGAGAAAAGUUUCCUGAUUCUUACUAUGAAGCUUUUAUUGGUUUAUGCAUACCAAAGCUUUUAAAUCCGCUGAUACGAGUUCAGUUGAUUGACUGGAAUCCUCUUAAGUUUGAUUCCAUAGGUUUAAAACAGAUGUCAUGGUUCACAUCUAUAGAAGAAUUUAUGGAUAAGAGUAUGGAAGAUUCAAAGAAGGAAGAUAGUUCUGAUAAGAAAAUCUUAUCUACCGUCAUCAACAAAACAAUUAUUCCUCGACUUACAGACUUUGUAGAAUUUAUAUGGGAUCCUUUGUCGACCUCACAGACCACAAGUUUAAUAACACACUGCAGAAUGAUUCUUGAUGAACUUUCCAUUUGGGAGGAUGAAGUUAGUAAAGGCAAACAGGAUUUACUUAAAUCCAUUGUUUCAAGAAUGAAGAAAGCAAUAGAAGAUGAUGUUUUUAUUCCUCUGUAUCCAAAGAGUGCUGUAGAAAACAAAACAUCACCACAUUCAAAGUUCCAAGAAAGGCAAUUCUGGUCAGGUCUAAAGCUCUUCCACAAUGUUCUUCUUUGGAAUGGACUCCUCCCAGAUGAUACCUUGCAAGAGCUAGGACUAGGGAAGCUAUUAAAUCGUUACCUUGUCAUAGCUCUUUAUAAUGCCGCACCUGGGCCAGAUGUUGUUAAAAAGUGCAGCCAGAUAACAGCAUAUUUACCAGAAAAAUGGUUUGAAAGUUCUGCCAUGAGAACAUCUAUUCCCCAGCUAGAAAACUUCAUCCAGUUUUUACUGCAGUCUGCACAUAAAUUAUCUACAAGUGAAUUCAGGGAUGAAGUCAAAGAAAUAAUUCUUAUACUGGUGAAAAUAAGAGCUUUGAAUCAAGCUGACUCCUUCAUAGAACAGUAUCACCUAGACCAUCUUAAAUCAGUAAUUAGCGAAGUUUGACUGAACUGUACAGAAGAGUAAUAAAGUAGAUUUUAGUAUGGUCACACUUGGCUCUUUUGCUGGGGGGGUUGUUUGUGGGAUGCUGGUGCCUCUUUAUUCUUAGUAAUAGAGGCCAGAAUUUGAAAAUAUACAUAUAUAUAUUUCAUCCAUCUCCUCCUUCCUCCUGGUAUCAGGAAAGGCUGUUCCCCUGAUUCUGUGGUGUUUGCAGGAAUUGUUAAGCACACAGGGGCAGUUAAGAAUUCAACACACGUAUUUCCCGUUGAUUCUUCUGGCUGCUUUUCCAGUUCAGGAGAGGGGUUGGAGAAACCUUGCUUGUAGCUGCUUUGGCUUUGGUGAGACUUCUAUCCUGAUCCAUAAAAACAUCUUUUAGUUCUCUUCAUUUUAAUGAUCUCUAUUUACAAAUAAGCUAAAGUGGAAAUAUUAAUUGGAAUUAAUUACUUAAGUAUUAACCGAUCGAGAUGUUUAAGGCUGUCAUAGCUAAUGAUUACCAAAUAGUCCUUCAGAAAUCUGUACCAGUGUAUUGUACCAACACAAGUGUCAGAGAGGCCAAUGAGUCCCCACCAGCGAUAGGUAUUAGCAUUGAGUUAACUCACUGCAAAUUGAAUAGGUGAAAGAAUCUUAUUUUAAUUAUGUGUUUGGGCUGUUAGGGAGUGAAUGCUUGUUGUUUUGGGGCCGUUUGUAAUUCUUUUCGGCAUGUCCAUUCAUCUUUUUCUUAGGGGUUGGUAAGAGCUUCAUAUAUUUAAAGAUAACAGUGUUGUGCCUGUCCCGUGUCAUUUGCCAUUUUUAUUUUAAUUUUGUGUAUAUUUUUGGUAUACUAAGUCAUUACUUGCUAGGUAGUUACUACUCUUCUUUUUAUGGUUUUUGUUGUUGGUUUUAAGCUUAGUUAAGGUAUUUUAAAUAUUCAGAACACAUGAUUCAUUUUCUAAUAAAAUAUUUAUAUAAGGAAAAUUUAAGGCAAUUAAGAUUGAGAAUAUUUUUCAAAGUGAGAGUUUACUAAUAAUAUUUCUUAAAGCUAUUUGUAAAAUAGCAAUGGCAACCCUAAAUAUAUAUUUUGUGUGUUGUUGCUCAAAAGAUAAUCAGAAAAAAAAUUGAUUAUAUUGUAGAGUUUGAGCAUGUGGCCUCUGACACAAUCACCCCUAGCUUUGAAGCUGCAUAUAUUUUAAUAGAUGGAUGUGUUAUUUCUAAUGCAGUGAAGACUCAUAAUUCACUUGAUGAACAAUUGUUUAAAGUUUAUUUUAGUUACACAAAUUAUACAGGAAUAGAAUCUUACAUAGAAAAUUUAAGCCAUUGCUGAGAAGCAUUUGGCACUCCCACAAAGGUAUUGUUGCCAGGGGUCCUUGCUGUUCUCGUUUCAGUGUCACUCUGUCAGACCUCUGCUCUGUUUACAGGUGUGUGUGGGGGGGGGGCGGGGGGUACAGCUUUGUUGUUUACAUAAAUGCCAGUACUGUAUUGUAUAUGAAAUUUGUGAUUUUUUUUUACUGUAAAAGUACAUACACAUUUGAAAACUUC